Molecule: messenger RNA, 2345 nt
Organism: Chelonus insularis
Lineage: Eukaryota; Metazoa; Arthropoda; Insecta; Hymenoptera; Braconidae
Product: sodium- and chloride-dependent glycine transporter 1-like
Exons: 13
Coding region: 315-2096 (593 amino acids)
Biological process (GO): sodium ion transmembrane transport
Cellular component (GO): plasma membrane
Source: RefSeq, a predicted model, not a curated record
UGGUCCACAUGGAGAAGCAUUGUUAUAGUCGUGAAUUAGCUCGUCAGUAGUUAAGUUAUUUCUGGCUCAUCUUAUAUUACUAAACACUGAAAUAACUAGAAAAUCUUCUAUUUAAAAAUUCAAGUUCUUCUAAACAUCAUUCCUAUCAGCCUCUCUCAUUGGAAAAAAAUCUUCGUCUAAUAAUCACCAAUAAUUCUUGAAUACAAACUUAUUUGCAUUCUUAAUGAUAAACAAAUGAAAUGAAAUUGUGUUCUGUUUAUGUGUUUUGUUGAUGACUGUUUGAGUUACAAGAUAAGAAAAAGGAAGCCAUUAAGAUGGAUCCAGAAAAAGAAGUAGUGCAAAAAAAUAAAGAAGAACCUGAUCGAGGCACGUGGGCAAGUAAAGCAGAAUUCUUAUUGUCAUGUGCUGGAUAUGCUAUUGGACUGGGAAACGUGUGGAGGUUUCCCUAUUUAUGUUACAGAAAUGGAGGAGGUGCAUUUCUCGUACCCUACUUAUUGAUGCUUUUUACAUGCGGCAUACCUCUGUUCUUUAUGGAAUCGUCCUUAGGACAAUUUAGUGGAACAGGAUGUAUUACUGUAUUUCGAAUCAGCCCUUUGUUCAAAGGUGCUGGAUUUGCUGUUGUUAUUGUAAAUAUAAUAUGCACUAUGUACUACAACGUCAUUAUUUCAUAUCCAAUAAUGUUUUUAAUAAUGUCUCUAAGGAGUAAACUGCCAUGGGAGGAUUGUGAUAAUCCUUGGAAUACACCUAAUUGCGUUCGAAUCAAUCAAAUUAAUAAUAUAAGAAAUACCUCUGACAUCACUGGAUUCAUGAAUAAAGUCAGUACUCCUGCAGAGGAGUUCUUCAGUCGUAAUAUUCUUCAAAUAUCAUCUGGAAUCCAUGAAAUUGGUGGGAUAGUGUGGCCACUAUUUACCUGCAACCUUGUUUCUUGGAUAAUUAUAUUUCUAUGCAUUUGUAAUGGAGUAAAAAGUGUUGGAAAGGUUGUUUACUUUACUGCAACAUUCCCAUUUCUCAUUCUGUUUAUUUUACUAAUUCGAGGUGUUACCCUUCCUGGAGCCAUGGAUGGAAUUUGGUUCUAUAUCACCCCUAAGUGGUCUGAAUUAACAAACUUACGAGUUUGGGCGGAUGCAGCAAUACAAAUAUUUUUCUCCCUUGGCCCUGGAUGGGGUGGAAUAGUGAACAUGGCGAGUUACAAUACUUUUAGAAAUGACAAUCGACUUGAUUCUAUCUUCAUUCCCAUUCUAAAUUGUGGGACAAGUAUAUUUGCUGGUUUUGUAGUAUUUUCUGUUCUUGGAUUCAUGGCCCAUAGAACAGGAUUACCUGUAGCAGCUGUAGCUGUGGGCGGACCUUCAUUAGCUUUCGAAACUUACCCGGAAGCAUUAACAAUGCUUCCAGUUCCUCAAUUAUGGUCCAUCUUAUUUUUUUCAAUGCUUUAUUUUCUUGGAAUGGACAGUUGUUUUGUUCAAAUUGAGGCCAUCAUAUCAAGUGUGACUGAUGCAUACCCAAAAUUGAUGAAUCAUAAACGAUUGGUUACUGUGGCCUCUUUAGUUAUACUAUUCUUGGGCUCGAAUAUAUUUGUCACCAAUGGUGGAAUGUAUAUACUUCAAAUGUUUGACUGGUAUGCAGCAUCAGUGUCAGUUAUAUCAAUCUGUCUUGUAGAAGUGGUCAUUGUUGGAUGGAUUUAUGGUUGUGACAAUUUCAUUCGUGACAUCGAAUUUAUGCUUGGCAAAAAAGUUCAUUCUUGGUGGCCCUUUGCUUGGAAAUAUGUCACCCCUACUAUUCUCACUUUUAUCUUCGCUACAACUAUCAUUUUCAAUACUCGUAUCACGUACAAUGGGAAACCAUAUCCAGAAUGGGCUGUUUUUCUUGGCUGGUGUUCAUGUAUGACCAGUAUGCUGUGUAUUCCUGGUUAUGCAAUUUAUCAUUUCUUUACUACAAAGGGAACCUUUAGAGAAAAGUUCGAGGUCGGUCUCAAUCCAACCUCCAAGUGGGGACCAAGUAGACCAGAGGAUCGAGAUGCAUGGAAGAGAUUCAUCAAUAAAGCUGAUACAGAUUCCAAUGUGACUGCUGUAAAUAUUGUUAAAGUGACAAGUCUUUGAUACUCAUUUUUAAAACGCAUUCUUCAUUAAUAAAAUUGUUGAUAAAUAAUUGAAAGAAUUAAAUAAUUAGUCGAUAAGUAAAUGAAAUAAAAAAAGGAUCACCAGUUUAUUUCCCAUCUUUUGUUUUAAUUAUAAAUGCCAUAUUCACAGCUGUGUCCAAAACCUACACUAGGCUUAAAAUUGUUUGGCAAUGUUAUAAAAAAAAAUAAAAAGUUUUGAAAUUAUUUUAUAAAAAGCAAUCUAAAAAUU